This is a messenger RNA of Striga hermonthica, 390 nucleotides long. The record is from the annotation of a GenBank genome assembly. NCBI's taxonomy places the organism in Eukaryota, Viridiplantae, Streptophyta, Magnoliopsida, Lamiales, Orobanchaceae.
AUUUUAGUUCAAUGAUGCAGCAGCUGCAGGAAUUGACAAAGUACAUCAAAGGUAAAGAAGAGCAGGAGAAAAGAGUUGAUUAUGCACAAUUUGUCAGUUUUGAGAGCAAAGUGGAAAGUAAGGAUAUGUACUAUGCCUUAUCAGCACUAGGACAAGGAUUAUCAGAGGAGUGGAUAAUUGAUACAGGUGCCAGCAAGCACAUCUGCAAAGAUGAAAGCUGCAUGACAAAUGUGGAAACACUUAAGGAUCCUGUUGUUAUUUGCUUGCCAGAUGGAUCUUUGAAAACAUUAAGAUACAAGGGUGAUGUUGUCCUUGAUGAAAAGGUCACUUUGUUUGAAGUACUCCUUGUGCCAUCAUUCAAAUAUAACCUGCUCUCAGUAAUGCAACUAU